AUGGACUUUUCACGGAUUGUUAUAGAAGGCCUCCAGAAACAUGGUGGGGAUUCCAAAAAGCACCCACCUCUUCAAUCCCGCGUAAACCCACAGGAUCAUUCUUCAGAGCCUCAAAACCCAGGGGUUGAUAAGGGAACAGAACAGUCUAAUUCACACCACGAGGGCCCAAGCAGCGAAGUUCGCGACUCAAACCCGAAGAAAUAUCUACCAAGAUGGAGUGAAAGCAAUCGACAGAGCGUCCUAAAACCCUUGAGGGCCUUUACCAGAAGAACAUCGAGUACGCACCUGGACACUAGUGUAGCCAUGGCCCACAAAGAAUCCAAACAAGACGAACCGAUGGAAGGUCUCUAUGACCGUGGUACCGUUGCACAGCGCCAGCGCCAGCGCGACGUUACGGAUAUCUAUCAGAGUCACCCUCCGAUUAAAAGCAUAAACAAACCAGAGCGAACAAAAAACAACUACAUAAUUAGUCAAAUGCUAAAUUCAAACAUGGCCUCUAGAGAUACGGACCACAGCUCAAUUAAUUAUUGGGGGCCCCCCCCUCCCAAGCUGUCUCUGAACGACGAGACAAGCCUAAACUCAAGCAAUAAUACACCGAAACAACGGGCAGCUGAUCUUGAGGAGCAAGAGUCUGUGCAGAAUAGGUGUAUGGCUCAGUCCCCCCCGAAAUCUACACAACCGCAAAAGACUAUCAGGUUCGGACGAAGCGAUUCCGGAGCUUGUGAAGUCUUCCAACAACCAGAAAUGGAAAGCCUGAGAGAAUCACAUAUGAAACGAAUGGACAGCCUCCAGCGUGUAAUCGAUCAAGAAGACGUUUUCCAUCGACUUCGAAUGUCGGACAGUGAGAUAUUAGGUCAUAUCGGGGACAUCUGUUUGAAAGUCAGAACAUUUGCAAGCAAGGUCGCAAAAAUGUCCAAGAAUUCAUUUUUCCUGGAUAAAGCAGGCCAAACCUCAAGGUUAACGGAUAGAAUCAAAUACGAGAUAAAAAUGGUAGCCCCGAUUCCAGACUUGUCCAUAGAUUCGAUACUUGCCGCAACGACAAAAGCUCGGAACCGAAGGUUCCUUAUACAGGGUUGGAUACAUUUUACAUUAUGGAACUCUAUAUUCAGGUCGAAUUUGUUGAUCGAAGGGUCAGAAGCGCCAAGAGGUGGAAACCCGAGCGAUCUCUGGCUUCCUGAAGCAAAAUCCGCUGCUGUUGAGCGUCUGGAGAACGAAUUUUCUUCGCUAGCUCAAAGAAAAAUAAUAAGCCAGGCGACUUUUCACAAAUGGCGAACCCUAACGUUGGGUAUAAUAUCCUCCGUAAACCCACAGAGCGACGGGUCAGGAGAUAAUGGCUCCAAAACAAUUGAGGCCCGCUGCCAAAAUGUAGCGGAAGUACUUCAGGAGCUUAUCCUUGGCAGGUGCCAGUUUGAAAAUGGCAGUAUCCAGGAAGAAAGCAUAGGGUCGUUUAAGAGAUACCUUGUUGAAAUCUUUAAUAGUGCACUGAGCCUUUCUUCUCGCCUUCGUACCCAGAGGGCGGCCUUUGGGCUGCGCUUUCCAACAGCACCACCAUCAAAAUCUCACUUUUCCGAACCUUUGCAUCUAGAUACGGAUUGGAUGCAAACGGAUGACGGUUGUGAUGAGCUUAGCCCUCAGCGCAUCGUGAGCUACGUUAUCGAGCCAGCAUGGUUUAAGGCUGGAGAUGCUAAUGGGGAGGGCUAUGACUUUGGAGCAGGGUGUUUUGUGAAAGCGAGAGUGGUCUGUCUACCCGCCACGGCCCCACCAGAAACGGUUCAUAAAGACCCAGUGCUACAGGAGGCGCCUGCGUUCCGAUCAGAUGUGACUGGUCUCGCUUGA
This is a messenger RNA of Orbilia oligospora ATCC 24927, 1836 nucleotides long. RefSeq lists its product as uncharacterized. Bases 1 to 1836 code for a protein of 611 amino acids. The transcript has 3 exons. Lineage: Eukaryota; Fungi; Ascomycota; Orbiliomycetes; Orbiliales; Orbiliaceae. The record is from RefSeq and is a predicted model, not a curated record.